Messenger RNA from Cuscuta europaea, 2989 nucleotides. The record is from the annotation of a GenBank genome assembly. Lineage: Eukaryota; Viridiplantae; Streptophyta; Magnoliopsida; Solanales; Convolvulaceae.
GUUUCUACCACCUCUACCCGACGUCCUUCAUUCACGCUAUCCUCAACCUCACGAAAUAAACCUGCGAAUAUAUAUAUAUAUACAUAUAUAUACACAUGAGAAUCCAACCCAACGUUAUAUUAAGAUUCGAGCCUUAAAAACACUUCUGAAACCUUCCCCUUUGUGAGAGGAAUCCAACGGUGAAAGAAUAUUUGGAAACGGUCGUGAAACGAGGGAGAAAAGCUUUGUCGGAGUUCGCCGAAGUGGCCACCGGACUGGUUUUAUGCCGAAGAACGAAGGAACCCCUGCUGCUGCCGCCAGUCCAUUGUUGACCGUCUUCAUCCCAGAAGGAGCCCGAUAGCACCACCAUUUCACGCGUACAUCGAGUCAUAUAGGGAAGGUGAUGAAUCAACAUUACAACCAGUGAAAAGUGGCUACAAUGGUGAAAAGCUUCACCGGUCUUCAAACUUUAAUUCCAUGAUAUACAUGGAGAAGAUUUUCAGUUGGGUCUUCGACCAUAUGACCCCCUAAUUCAUGCCAACGGCAAAAUACACUACUCUCAAACCUUCCCGUGUGCUAAUCCUCGUGCCAAUGGCGAAACGACGAAAGAAAACAAUUGACGAACCUCCCACGCAACACGCACCAGUCCAAGCAAAUAAUGGCGAACAAAAUCAAGUCAGUGAAGCAGAAGAAAUGGCAAAGAGAGAGAAAAUAGAGGACGAAAAUGACGUUGAAAGACAUCAACAAUCACUUCAAGAGAAAUGAGACAAUGAUUUCGAAACAAGGAAACCUAAUAACAAUGAAAUCGUUCUUCCCUCUGGCCAGAUGAAGAUAGAAGGGAGUAAUUGCCAAGGUUGCUGAGGUGGUCAACACCAAAGAAGACAAAUAUCAUGACCCUAGCAGAUGCCAUAUUUCUGAAUGAAGAGUUUGAAUAUAUUAAAAUGCAACCGACAGAAGAGGAGCUUAAGAUUCCAACAAUCAAUGCAUUGUACCAGUCAAUGAGGAAUAAACCUGUCAAAAGAAGUAGUCUUACUCUGAACCAUGGACUACCAAAACACACACAAAAAAGUGUGUUUUGAUGCAGCUUAUAAAGAUGAUGAAGUUCAUGGAAGUCAAAAUGAUUUUCAAGGUAAACACAAUGAGAGAGAAACUGGAAAUAUGAACCAACAGAAGGGUGAUCAUGCAACAAGUGGUCUGCACAGAUUAAACCAUUUGAUGAAGACAAGAACGCUUGCUGGAAACCAAAUUAGGGAUAGGGUGGUUAUGCGAAAUAUCAUGGCUGCGGUUGUACUACAAUCCAAGAAAAAGCAAAAACUUGAAAGAAGGGUGAAAGUGCUUGAAGAAGGAAUGGAAAGGCUGUUCAAUGGGCAAAAGAAGCAAACUGAGAUGUUGGAGAGAUUAUUGCUUACAAAAAGCACAACAAAUGAAGCAAUCACAAGUAAAGAAGAAGAUAUGGACAUUGAUAAGAAUGACACGCUUCAGAGGAAAGUACAUGAAGAAGUUCAGAAGAAAGUACAUGAAGAAGCUUUCGUGGACGACAUGCCUAGUUUUGACUUGCAUCUCAGUCUAAGUCAGAAGUUCGAUGAAAAAAUCAUGGAAAAGGGAGACAGUGAGGUGGAAAAGGGAGACAGUGAGGUGGAAAAGGGAGACGGUGAGGAUGGUGAAAAGGAAGGUUUAUAUGGUGAGGAUGCACACCUAAAGCACUCACAAGAUGAGAAUGAAGUAGCAAGUGAUGAAGCAGACCCUAUAGGCGCUCAAAAAGACAACAUUAUACUCAGUGAAGAAGUGGUACUCACUCCAGCUCAUGCAAGCAUUAACACAUAGGAGUUGCAAAUGCAUGUAGACAAUGCCAUUGAUAGUGUGAUUAAGGACUUGAAGAACACUAAGAAGGGAAUAGAAGAAGAGUGUUCAUUCAGAAGAAGAAAGGGCUAUACCACAGGAUGGAGAAAGUGUUCACAGUCUAGGGAAGGAAAAGGAUAUUAGAAGGACAAAAAGGAUUGCUAAGAGCCCCAACAGAUACACACAUAAUCCCACAACAGAAAUGAAGAAAAGGAAAGUGCAAAGGGCAAUGAAGAAAAGAAAUGAGAUUGAGAGGUUCGAAAUAAAUGGAAUUGAAGGACCAUUCAGCGAAGAUCCAAAAGAAAUGCCACCUAUGGAAGAGGUAGAGAAAGUAAAAUUGUUUAUCAUGGAGGGGCUGGUAAAGAACCAUGACACUAAUGUCUCAAAGAAAUACAAAAAAAAAGCAUGAUGAGCUAAUGGGAUGCAAAUUUGGAUUGAGGUUGGAUGAUUUUGUUAUAACAACAAAAAUAUGGAUUUAUGACCUCUUCACAAAUACGCAGUGGUUGUCUGAUACUUUUAUUGGGGUGGCAUUUUUCUACUUGGGAGUGAAAAGAAACUAUUAUAAACUCCGAUAAAAAUAUGCCACUACACCCUUUUUUUAUCGGGGUCCUGAAGACGCAAGCUGAAAUGGUGCAAAACUAGAAAACAACAAUGACUGACGUAACAUAUAAUGGCAUGGGCAUCUGCUGAUUUUGUAUACAUGCCAUUGAAUACGUCAAAGCACGGGAUAUUAUUGGUCCUAGACAUUAACGGUAAGCGCAUUAGAUUGUAUGACUCCCUAAAGAAAAGAGGGGAUUCGUUGUCAAUCAUAAGGCCAUACAUACCAUGCUUGGAGUCUUUCUUACCAAAACUGAUGGAGAGAUUUGGAGUUUAUGACAAGCGUCGCGAGGUGGAAAUGGAAAAAGCAAAUUUUCAUAUUGAUAUGGUUAGGGAAUGUCCACAGCGGGACGAUGGGGGUAAUUGUGGCAUGUUUGUCAUCAAGUUUGCUGAAUAUCUAAUGGUGGAUAGAGAUGUGGAAGAAGUUUCAAAGGAAGACACAGAAAUGUACCGACAGAAAAUGAUGACAGAGCUGCUAUUGUAUGUGCAACAUGACACAGUUGAAAGCUCAAACUGAUUUCUAGUAUUACCACAAAGACAGUAGUUCGAAUAAGAUGUAAUGUUCUCAAAGUUU